AGAGCGUUAAUAACAUAAAGUGCUGUAAACAAAAACAAACCGUUGCCGACAAAUAGACAUAAUUUAAUAAUUUGUUUAUUUAAACUAAAUUAUUAAGAAAAAUGAUGAUCGCCUUGCGUUGCAGCUCAAGGCUGUGUAACGCGCGAAGCAUUCAAAGUACAAGCAGCUGCUAUCAAAGCACCAAGGCUAAACGGGCCGCCCAAGCAGAGCGUGUUGCACGUUAUAGCGCUGAAUUUCCCGACAAGUUACUGCACAAAAAGCAAAAACUUGCCACACAUAUGUAUGUGGCAAACACCCAAAUAGCAGAUGAAAUCAACGCACAUCUGCAGCCUCACCUGCAGCACACCAAAUGUGACACAGUGCUGGAAAUCAAUCCUGGCCCAGGACAUUUUACGCGCCAUUUAUUGGAUCGCGAGUCGCAAUUUCGCCGGCUCAUAUUGAUUGAGCAAAUGGAGCAUUUUAUGCCGCGAUUGCAAGAGCUGCACGCCUUGUAUCCCGAUCGAGUGAAGGUGCGACAAGGCGACUUCAUCGGCAUCUGGAAGCUGGCCUUCAUGGACAAAAUGGACAGCGGCACCAGAUUAAGUGAGCUGCUCAGCGAUGUCCCACAGCGUGCAUUUAAUGAAGAUGUCAACAUGCUAGUCUUUGGCGCUGUGGGUUCCUAUCCGUUCUUUAAGCAUCUUAUCAACUCGCUAAUCUUUCAGACGAGCAUCUUUAACCUGGGACGCUGUGAAAUGAUUCUAGCCCUGCCGCCGCCAAUAUUCACUCAUUUGAGCUGCUCGAAUGAGAUUGGUUAUUUGAUCUACCGAUCCGCCUCGGUGCUCUUUCAAAUACUCUUUGAGCACCAGUUUAUUGCGCUGGUGCCGCGCGAGAGUUUUUUGCCGGCUCAAGCCGAUCACAAUGUGAGCAAGGGCAGCAAAUUGGGCAAGGUUAAAUCGAUCAAUCCGGAAUAUUUGUAUUUGGUCAAAUUUGUGCCGCGUCGCAAUCUGCAUGAGAUUUGCCCGAUUCAGGAUUUGCCCGCUUUGUGGUUCUUUAUCAAGCAGAACUUUGUGAGCCGACGCAAUCGCAUAAUACCCAAUUUGGAAAAAUGGGUGCCUGGCUGUGGUCCUCGUCUUAUCAUCAAUCAAAGUGCCUCUGAGCUUGUCUCACCGCUUUAUGCCAAUGAAUCCGUUGAGCAAUUACCGCCAUACACCACAAGGAGCACCACAAUGCAAUCGCGGGAUUACUAUCCAGGCAUUAAUAUAUACACACAAUUUGGGGAUCUCUCGCCUAGUCAGGUAUUGACGCUAUUCAGGGAGUUCCGUCAGUGGUCGGAAUAUGGCGAGAGUUCGUUUCUGGCCUCGCUGGAGAAUACGCUGCUCAAGCUGGAAACGGCGAACGACGAGCAGAGCUUGGAUGACAGUGUCAAUCUCGUCGAGGACGAUGACAUAAGCAGCGAAAGCGUCGAUGAGCUACUCAUCGAGGCCGCAGAUGAGCUGCAGGCAAAGCCCACCAAGAGUCGCCGGAAAACCAAGCCAAACGUUUAA
This is a messenger RNA of Drosophila grimshawi, 1523 nucleotides long. RefSeq names its product dimethyladenosine transferase 2, mitochondrial (gene mtTFB2). The coding region runs from base 102 to 1523 and encodes 473 amino acids. The record is from RefSeq and is a predicted model, not a curated record. The transcript has 4 exons. Gene Ontology annotation, biological process: transcription initiation at mitochondrial promoter; rRNA methylation. Gene Ontology annotation, molecular function: mitochondrial transcription factor activity; rRNA (adenine-N6,N6-)-dimethyltransferase activity. Gene Ontology annotation, cellular component: mitochondrial matrix. NCBI's taxonomy places the organism in Eukaryota, Metazoa, Arthropoda, Insecta, Diptera, Drosophilidae.